This is a messenger RNA of Talaromyces stipitatus ATCC 10500, 765 nucleotides long. RefSeq lists its product as uncharacterized. The record is from RefSeq and is a predicted model, not a curated record. The coding region runs from base 1 to 765 and encodes 254 amino acids. The transcript has 2 exons. Lineage: Eukaryota; Fungi; Ascomycota; Eurotiomycetes; Eurotiales; Trichocomaceae.
AUGGAAAAAUAUGAGGUCGCACUUGAAGCUUUACGUUCCUUAGAUCCAGGAGAAAAGCCCAAUAUUUCUUUAUUUGCGAGAACCUACGGUGUUGAUGCCUCAAAUCUCAGAAGACGUUUUCUUAGACUUACGGGCCCAAAACAAGUACAAUAUGACAAUCAACGCGUAUUGAGCCAUGGGCAAUCUCAAGCACUUAUAAAAUACAUAAAUCAGUUUACCGAAAAAGGUCUUCCACCUACGAAUCGAAUGCUAGCCAAUCUUGCAGAGGAUAUAUGUGGUAAAAAGCCUGGGAAGAACUGGGCUACCCGCUGGAAAAAUGCAGAUAAAGCAUGGAAAUAUGCGUUAAAUUUUGAGCUUCUUGGUCGGAAAAUUAUGCAAUAUAACCUUGCUUCGGAGCAAAUCUAUAACAUGGAUGAAAAAGGCUUCAUGCUUGGGAUGAUGAUAAAAGAGAAACGAAUCUUUUCUCGCUAUAAAUACGAGCUUGGAGGCUUCAAGCAGUUUCUCCAGGAUGGAAAUCGAGAAUGGAUAACAACAAUUGCUUGUAUUUGUGCUGGUGGAAAAGCUAUCUCGCCUAGCUUAAUCUAUUCAGCAAAAUCAGGUAAUAUCCAAGAUUCAUGGCUUCAAGAUUUCAAUCCUAAGACUCAAAGAUGUUUUUUGCAGCUUCAGAGUCAGGAUGGACUAAUAAUGACAUUGGUUAUCAUUGGCUUGUUAAUGUUUUUGAUAAAGAGACAAAACCUCAAGCAAGCAGGGGAUGGCGCCUUCUAA